GGAACUAUUCGACGUUUACCAACUUUAUUGAAAUGAAUUCUUUUGCAACUUGUUUCGUAAACACUCAGUUCUUUACUCCACGACAUACUACUCCUGGUAAUAAGAAAGAUGUUAGUCGUUUCAACGGUUUGAAAACUUGUCACUUAAGACAAAAAACGAGAUUGUUCUCUACUAGAAUGUCUGCAAGAAAGGAAGACCGACCAACUAUAGAACCAGAAAUUCAAAUCGAAGGUCCAGAUCUUACUUUAGAAGAAAUAGAACAAAUAUUAAAGCAGUUUAAAGAGUCCGACCUUCCUCACCUGUACUACAGACAAGGUGAAUCUGUCAUAGAACUUAGAAGGAAAACCAACCCUCAAGGAUCUGCCUCCAGUUUCUCACUUCCUAUGAACAGUCUACCCAAUUCGCAAACUUAUAACAUUUAUAUUCCAGGCCCAGAGGGUUCCAAGACGAAUCCUUCUGUCACUCAAACAAUACCCGAAGAGAAGUCGGAGACCUCUACAGAAACUGAGGAACAAGCCUCAAUUCCUCAGGCUUCUUCGAUAGCAACACAAACUGAAGAUUUGAACAAACAACAACCUACUCCAGAAACAAACAUAUCCGAAGUAGCUAUCGUUUCUAAACGUGUUGGAAGGUUUCGCCGUGGUAGAUCCAAAAAGAAGCCACUGGUCGAAGUUGGUGAUCAUAUCAAGUUGAAGCAGCCAGUAUGUGUCAUUGAACAACUUGGGUUGGAACACGUUUAUUUUGCAGAAGUAGAAGGAGUGGUAGAUAAAAUUUUGGUGCAAGAUGGAGAUCCAGUUGAGUACGGUCAAAAACUGAUGACCGUAUCUACCAAAGUCUAAGUAGGGGAAUGUCUGUUGUGACUUGAAGUUUCUUCCAAUUCUUUUCGAAAUGAAUGAGGUAUCUUGAGAGUUUUGAUCAGUCUUUUAUCUGAAAAAUAUAUAUUUUUCUUAUCACAAUAUGUUACUUUAUAAUAAUCU
Molecule: messenger RNA, 977 nt
Organism: Galdieria sulphuraria
Lineage: Eukaryota; Rhodophyta; Bangiophyceae; Galdieriales; Galdieriaceae
Product: acetyl-CoA carboxylase biotin carboxyl carrier protein
Exons: 2
Coding region: 33-839 (268 amino acids)
Source: RefSeq, a predicted model, not a curated record